Molecule: messenger RNA, 3690 nt
Organism: Eptesicus fuscus (big brown bat)
Lineage: Eukaryota; Metazoa; Chordata; Mammalia; Chiroptera; Vespertilionidae
Gene: ATP8A2
Product: ATPase phospholipid transporting 8A2
Exons: 35
Coding region: 1-3372 (1123 amino acids)
Biological process (GO): phospholipid translocation; neuron development
Cellular component (GO): plasma membrane
Molecular function (GO): magnesium ion binding; ATP hydrolysis activity; ATPase-coupled intramembrane lipid carrier activity
Source: RefSeq, a predicted model, not a curated record
AUGGAAGAUACAAGGUUGGAUGAGGUUGCGGGUGAAUUUGUAUUUACAACUGAUAGUAGUAUUUUUCUUUGUAUUUAUAGUACAGCCAAGUACAGCGUGUUGACAUUUCUACCUCGAUUCUUAUAUGAGCAGAUUAGAAGAGCUGCUAAUGCCUUCUUUCUCUUCAUUGCCUUAUUACAGCAAAUCCCAGAUGUAUCUCCAACAGGAAGAUAUACCACCCUGGUGCCAUUGAUCAUUAUUUUAACAAUUGCAGGCAUCAAAGAGAUUGUAGAAGACUUUAAGCGACAUAAGGCAGACAAUGCAGUUAACAAAAAGAAAACCAUAGUGUUAAGAAAUGGUAUGUGGCAUACCAUUAUGUGGAAAGAGGUGACAGUGGGAGACGUUGUGAAGGUCGUCAAUGGGCAGUAUCUUCCAGCAGACGUGGUCCUGCUAUCCUCCAGUGAACCUCAGGCAAUGUGUUAUGUUGAAACAGCUAAUCUGGAUGGGGAGACGAACCUUAAAAUACGUCAGGGUUUGAAUUGCACUGCUGAUAUGCAAACAAGGGAAAUAUUGAUGAAGUUAUCUGGAACUGUAGAAUGUGAAGGGCCCAACCGGCAUCUCUAUGACUUCACUGGAAACUUAAAUUUAGAUGGGAAAAGCUCUGUUUCCCUUGGGCCUGACCAGAUCUUAUUAAGAGGUACACAGCUUCGAAACACUCAGUGGGUCUUUGGCAUAGUUGUUUACACUGGACACGACACCAAGCUCAUGCAGAAUUCCACCAAAGCUCCUCUCAAGAGAUCGAAUGUUGAGAAAGUGACCAAUGUGCAGAUUCUGGUGUUGUUUGGCAUCCUGUUGGUCAUGGCCUUGGUGAGCUCAGCAGGGGCCCUGUACUGGAAUGGGUCUCAAGGUGGAAGAAACUGGUACAUCAAGAAGUUGGAGACAAGCUCAGAUAAUUUUGGAUAUAACUUGUUGACAUUCAUCAUCUUGUACAACAACCUUAUCCCCAUCAGUCUGCUGGUGACUCUUGAGGUUGUGAAAUAUACUCAAGCCCUUUUUAUAAACUGGGACACAGAUAUGUAUUAUAUCGAAAAUGACACUCCUGCUAUGGCCAGGACGUCAAACCUUAAUGAAGAGCUUGGUCAGGUUAAAUACCUGUUUUCUGACAAAACUGGAACUCUUACAUGCAAUAUUAUGAACUUCAAGAAAUGCAGCAUUGCUGGAGUAACCUAUGGCCGGAUGUCUUGUCCACCUAGUGAGUCGUGUGACUUUGAUGAUCCCAGGCUCUUAAAGAACAUGGAGGACCACCAUCCCACAGCUCAUUGCAUACAGGAGUUCCUCACCCUUCUGGCUGUGUGCCACACUGUUGUUCCCGAAAAGGAUGGAGACAACAUCAUCUACCAGGCCUCCUCCCCAGAUGAAGCUGCUUUGGUGAAAGGAGCUAAGAAACUGGGCUUCGUGUUCACAGGCAGGACACCGUACUCAGUCAUCAUAGAAGCCAUGGGACAGGAACAGACAUUUGGAAUCCUUAAUGUCCUGGAAUUUUCUAGUGACAGAAAGAGAAUGUCUGUAAUUGUUCGAACUCCUUCAGGACAACUCCGGCUCUAUUGUAAAGGGGCUGACAAUGUAAUUUUUAGUAGACUUUCGAAAGAUUCAAAAUACAUGGAGGAAACAUUAUGCCAUCUGGAAUAUUUUGCCACAGAAGGCUUGCGGACUCUCUGUUUGGCGUAUGCUGACCUCUCUGAGAGUGAUUAUGAGGAGUGGCUGAAAGUCUAUCAGGAAGCCAGCACUAUAUUGAAAGACAGAGCUCAGCGGCUGGAGGAGUGUUAUGAGAUCAUCGAGAAGAAUUUACUUUUACUUGGAGCCACAGCCAUAGAAGAUCGCCUUCAAGCAGGUGUUCCAGAAACCAUAGCAAAUCUGCUGAAGGCAGGAAUUAAAAUAUGGGUGCUGACAGGAGACAAACAAGAAACUGCAAUCAAUAUAGGAUAUUCCUGCCGGUUGGUAUCACAGAAUAUGGCCCUCAUCCUAUUGAAGGAGGAUUCUUUGGAUGCAACAAGGGCAGCCAUUACUCAGCACUGCACGGACCUUGGAAAUUCUUUGGGCAAGGAGAAUGACAUAGCCCUCAUCAUCGAUGGCCACACCCUCAAGUAUGCGCUCUCCUUUGAAGUCAGGAGGAGUUUCCUAGAUUUGGCGCUCUCUUGCAAAGCUGUCAUAUGCUGCAGAGUGUCUCCUCUGCAGAAGUCUGAGAUAGUAGACGUGGUCAAGAAGCGGGUAAAGGCCAUCACCCUCGCCAUCGGGGACGGUGCCAAUGAUGUUGGGAUGAUCCAGACAGCCCAUGUGGGUGUGGGGAUCAGUGGGAAUGAAGGCAUGCAGGCGACCAACAACUCGGAUUAUGCCAUUGCACAGUUUUCCUACUUAGAGAAGCUCCUGUUGGUUCAUGGUGCCUGGAGCUACAACCGGGUUACCAAGUGCAUACUGUACUGCUUCUACAAGAACGUGGUUCUCUACAUUAUUGAGCUUUGGUUCGCCUUUGUAAAUGGAUUUUCUGGGCAGAUUUUAUUUGAACGUUGGUGCAUCGGCUUGUACAAUGUGAUUUUCACCGCAUUACCACCUUUCACUCUGGGAAUCUUUGAGAGGUCUUGCACUCAGGAGAGCAUGCUCAGGUUUCCACAGCUCUACAAAAUUACCCAGAAUGCUGAAGGCUUCAACACAAAGGUUUUCUGGGGUCACUGCAUCAACGCCUUGGUCCACUCCCUCAUCCUCUUCUGGUUUCCCAUGAAGGCGCUGGAGCACGACACUGCGUUGGCCAACGGUCAUGCCACAGACUAUUUAUUUGUUGGAAAUAUUGUUUACACGUAUGUUGUUGUCACUGUUUGUCUGAAAGCUGGUUUGGAGACUACAGCUUGGACUAAAUUCAGUCACCUGGCUGUCUGGGGGAGCAUGCUGAUCUGGCUGGUGUUUUUUGGCAUCUACUCAACCAUCUGGCCCACCAUUCCUAUUGCUCCAGAUAUGCAAGGACAGGCAGCUAUGGUCCUGAGCUCCGCACACUUCUGGUUGGGAUUAUUUCUGGUUCCUACUGCAUGUUUGAUCGAAGAUGUGGCAUGGAGAGCGGUCAAGCACACCUGUCAUAAAACAUUGCUGGAGGAGGUGCAGGAGCUGGAAACGAAGAUGGGAAAAGCAAUGCUUCGGGACAGUAAUGGAAAGAGGAUGAAUGAGCGAGACCACUUGUUAAAGAGGCUCAGCAGGAAGACCCCCCCAACUCUCUUCCGAGGAGGUUCCCUCCAGCAGAGUGUCCCACAUGGGUACGCCUUCUCUCAAGAAGAGCAUGGAGCUGUUUCUCAGGAAGAAGUUGUUCGUGCUUAUGACACCACCAAAAAGAAAUCAAGGCAGAAAUAAGACUGGAAAAUGAGGAAGAACUCAGAGUCGCGUUUUCCUGAUUGAUCCUGGGAAAGAGGUGCAGUUUGUUGUACCCAGUGUUAACACAUCUUUGUCAGAAGAGACUGGUGUCAGCAGCCAAAACAUGAGAAAACACAUUUCUGUGGCCUUAGCCAACCGGUUUGUUAGUUACGUGUUCCUGCGCAAACCUGGAGUAUAUACCGCGGGGGAAGCCAUGCCUUCCUCCCAAUGUGUCUGCUGUGCUUGGCCUAACUUUUGUUUACGUUGUUAUGAAGCAUUCAGCUGUGCUCUGUGAGGUGUGAAAUUAAAAACAUUAUG